Molecule: messenger RNA, 556 nt
Organism: Pelobates cultripes (western spadefoot toad)
Lineage: Eukaryota; Metazoa; Chordata; Amphibia; Anura; Pelobatidae
Source: the annotation of a GenBank genome assembly
UGGGGGUGAUCCUGGUCCUAACCCUGUUGCCCCGACCGCUGCAACGCAACCAAGGCCCAGCGACAAUCCCACCUCUACCUGCGGCCCGAGCGCUGCAUCUAAAAUAGCGGGCGCCAUGUGUGCCGAAUUCAGAGGGAAGAACUGCUCUCUCCCCGCGCCCACAGCAAUCAGCGCGGUUCCCGGGCACAAGCUUGAUGUGUCCGCAGCCUUCCUACCCCACAACGCAAACAGACAGAAUAACUCUCACCCGUCCCCUCAACAAUACAAGCCAGCGGCGAACUGUGCAGGCGAUCCAACCAAGCUGAUGACAGCUGCUGCACUGAAGGGACAGAAUGCCGCACAGCGACCAUUCCCGCCAAUGACAACCGACCCUGCCGCCAAGCGAGGUACUUCUGCAACCGGGCCAACCUCACAGUCACCUUAUGCCCAUCUUGAAUUGCGGCAGCCCCGAAUAAUCCAGCGUGGAAGUCGGCUGCAAGUUUUAUUGGACUGCAUACAGUUCCCUGCUUUGGCGGACACUAGCCUCCUGAUGAUCAAAUAUGGCAGACUCAAAUAG